AUGCAACUAUCGCGAACAGCCUACCGCGCAGCCCUCUUCCAUCUCAGCGUGAACCCUCUCUUCACCCGUGCCUCAAUCCAACAACCCAGCUGGAGCCUCACCACGACAACACCCCAACCCCCAACCUCGCGCCUCUACACAAUUCUCUUCCCACAGUGCAAAACCAACACACGACAAGCCCAUACAAUGUCCACCUCAACCCCUGAAACCAACCCCAACAACCCCAACCAAGGGACCUCCUCCGAAUCUGAGGCCCAAAAUCCAGGCCCGGAACAACAAGCGCAAGAGCCAGAGGCAGAGCAGCUCUACCUCCCGGAAACCGCCUCCACCGAAGAAGGCCAACAAAAAAACCUCCGCCUAGACCUUGGCGCAGACGGCGGUGUCUCACUGGACCAUCUCGGUCCUAUGGUCGUGAAUGUUGACGGGACGUUGUCUCGGAUCAGUAAUUGGGAUAAGAUGACGGAGAUGGAGCAGAAGAGUACGCUGCGGGUCCUUGGGAAGCGGAAUAAGCAGCGGUUGGAGGCUUUGAAGGCUCAGGGCGUAGAGUAA
Penicillium cosmopolitanum is the source of this 549-nucleotide messenger RNA. RefSeq lists its product as uncharacterized. Lineage: Eukaryota; Fungi; Ascomycota; Eurotiomycetes; Eurotiales; Aspergillaceae. The transcript has a single exon. The record is from RefSeq and is a predicted model, not a curated record. The coding region runs from base 1 to 549 and encodes 182 amino acids.